AGAAUAUUGACUCUUUUUUCAGCUGGCUGAACAGGCUAAAUUGCAGCAAAACAGGAGCCAAGAGGGUAUCUACAAACUCAGUGUUAAUGCAUGCUCUUUUCGUUUGUACUCUCUUAUGAUUUGCCAAUCGAAUGUUUCAAGAAUUAUACUCAUCUCAAAUCUUGAUAAAAGGCAAUUGAGCAGACGCGCGGCAGGGGAAGUAGAAUAUGUCGAAUUGGACCUGAGUUUAUUCCCGCAGUGGCGGUGUCCCACGAUCGGUUCGUUCUGAACACUAAUAAACAACCGCUCCAUCUACUACUCAUUCAAUGCAGGGGUCAUUUUAGUCGAGCCGGUAGCAGCUUACAUAGAGAUCCAGCACAGGUGUUCCACUUACAGACUCAGCGUUCCAACCAUGUUUCGUACUGUUCUCACAUUCCUCCCAGAUCUUGGAUAAUGGCAGCAUACCUAUAUUGAAAUAACAGACCAUUAUUACACGGUCGAGCAUGGCCAUAUUUAUGCGGCGUUCCUUAAAUUGUUAAGAAAAAGCAUGAACCCCAAGAACCCCGGUGAUUGUUUCCAUAAUUCGUCCCCUUACCCAGCCUUCAUGUAGAAGGGCAUGCUAAAGAGAGAUCCAUAGUAUAUCUCGCCCGUUUAGUAAAUGGGCAAUUAUGAACCUGCC
Trichoderma harzianum CBS 226.95 is the source of this 658-nucleotide messenger RNA. RefSeq lists its product as hypothetical. The record is from RefSeq and is a predicted model, not a curated record. Lineage: Eukaryota; Fungi; Ascomycota; Sordariomycetes; Hypocreales; Hypocreaceae. The transcript has 3 exons. The coding region runs from base 116 to 268 and encodes 50 amino acids.